AUGACGAGUGAUAACAAAACCAUCGCAAAUCGUUCCAAUAAGCGACCAGCGAAAGGAGCAAGCGACAACAAGAACAACGACCAAAGCAGCCAAACGAAGAAAAGAAAAACGGUCAGCACUCCACCUGCUGAUGAAAAAACACUUGGAGACUACAUUGCAAAUGAAGACGAAUGGUUCAAUGAUGAUGCAACUGAUGUGGAAAAAGAGAGCUCCAAAUAUAUGAAGAUCAAGUUUUUGAAAAAAGAUGAAGACCAGAUUAAGCUUACUCAAAAACGUCUGAAGGUCGACCUGGCUCAUUUCUUGAAAACUGGAGAAACUAAAUUGAUCGUCGCAAGUACCGAGGCAACUGCAUCGCAGCGGGUGGCAAGCAUUGAGUUCGACAUUAAUGCCAUCAAGAUGGAGUACAAACGAGAUUUGACCGCAUUCGUUGAUGAGGUGAAAAAUCUCUUCGACUGGUUAGAAACAGGG
This is a messenger RNA of Cylindrotheca closterium, 468 nucleotides long. The record is from the annotation of a GenBank genome assembly. NCBI's taxonomy places the organism in Eukaryota, Bacillariophyta, Bacillariophyceae, Bacillariales, Bacillariaceae.